AUGGCGAAGGUUAUGGACAAAGACAGGCUUUCUAAUAUCAGAAUGCACUCGUCUUUAGCCCUUUCAACAAAUAGGAAAUCAUCCACGCGUCUUAGUCAGCAGCGACCACCAUCUAACAGACAACAAAUGGAGUACCGUCCUAUCAAAGUCAUCGGUCAGGGUGCAUUCGGCAUUGUAUAUUGUGCCAGAGCUGUUGACGGUUCAAUUGUGGCUAUUAAAAAGGUUUUGCUCGAUCCUCGUUAUAAAAAUAGAGAACUUGAAACGAUGCAAGAAAUCAACAACAGAUAUUGUAUUCGUCUAUGUUCAGCCUUUAAGACACCCGGUAGGAAGCCAAAGGAAUAUUAUUUGAACUUAGUCAUGGAUUAUUUACCACUCUCACUCCACCAGUUUAAUAUGAAUUACCGCAAAGAAAGAAAAUAUCCACCACUUCUUUACGUCAAAUUAUUUGCCUUCCAAAUGUUUGCAGGACUAAAUUACAUCCAUUCUAUCGGUGUUACCCACCGUGACCUCAAACCGCAAAACAUUCUCUGCGAUAUGGAAUCUGGUGAACUCAAAAUCUGCGAUUUUGGUUCGGCAAAGCAACUCGUUCCCGGUGAAAAAUCUGUUUCUUAUAUCGCUUCUCGUUACUAUCGUGCUCCUGAGCUCAUUUUCGACUGCGUUUACUAUACAUCAGCUAUUGAUAUAUGGGCUGGUGCAUGUGUUGUCGCUGAAAUGCUCAUGGCUGGUAUGCCGAUUUUCGCUGGUGGCAGUUCGUUAGGACAGCUCCACGAAAUUGUCAAAGUAUUAGGCCCGCCAACAGAAGAUGAUAUGAAUUCGUUCCAGCAUGGAGCAGAUAUUCCUCUUUCAUCAAAUCCAGGAAUUGGCCUUGAAAAUGUUUUACCACGCCACACACCACCGGACAUCAUGGAUUUGUUGAAGAGUAUUUUCAUAUACAAUCCAUCUAAAAGACCAACAGCCCUCGAAUGCAUCAAACAUCCUUGUUUCGAUGAAUUGUUCGAUCCUGAGCUCAAGAUGCCAAGUGGUCGUCCAUUCCCAUUCCUAGAUAGAAGCGGACAAAGUAUUGAAUAA
This is a messenger RNA of Trichomonas vaginalis G3, 1068 nucleotides long. Its product is annotated as STKc GSK3 domain-containing protein. Gene Ontology annotation, molecular function: ATP binding; protein serine/threonine kinase activity. The transcript has a single exon. Gene Ontology annotation, biological process: signal transduction; protein phosphorylation. NCBI's taxonomy places the organism in Eukaryota, Parabasalia, Trichomonadida, Trichomonadidae. Gene Ontology annotation, cellular component: cytoplasm. The record is from RefSeq and is a predicted model, not a curated record. Bases 1 to 1068 code for a protein of 355 amino acids.